Molecule: messenger RNA, 2442 nt
Organism: Plasmodium vivax (malaria parasite P. vivax)
Lineage: Eukaryota; Apicomplexa; Aconoidasida; Haemosporida; Plasmodiidae
Product: flap exonuclease, putative
Exons: 1
Coding region: 571-2442 (623 amino acids)
Molecular function (GO): DNA binding; 5'-3' exonuclease activity; 5'-flap endonuclease activity
Source: RefSeq, a predicted model, not a curated record
GCUGGAGAAAAUGCAAAACGGUGUGAAAAAAAUGUAACGCAAGUGUGGCAAAAAAAAUAAAAUAAAAAUGAAAAAAACGAUGUAAUACAUUCCCACCGUUAACGUCGGCGUGAUAUCGAACAUCUUCGUUUUCUUCCGUUCUCCAAAGGAGAGUUGACACAAGCGCGUGGCGGAAGGAAUCGAAACUGCCGAGGCGUCGGCGAGUCGCGACGCGUCGUGAAAUAUGGGGCACCCCAGCGAAGAGCAGCGCAGCGUUGAACGUUUUGCAAAAAAAGGAAAACGCGUCAAGUGAUUCUCCGCGCGGAUACAGCGCGCGCGUGCAGCGCACAGUGUUGCGUGCCCCCUGCCGAGCCGCAACCCGGUGUAGCGCAGAGGGAUCAAAGCGGUCCACCCAAGUUCACCCGUUCACGGAGGAUUUUUACCGAGGAUUUGUGCCGACCAUUUGCGCCGACCAUUUGCGCCGACCAUUUGCGCCGACCAUUUUUACGACGAUUUGUGACGACCAUUUUUACGACGAUUUGCGCCUACCCCUUUCGCUAACCCCCCCCACCAACUUCCCCCCACGACCAGAUGGGAAUUAAGGGGCUGACCAAGUUCAUCGCCGACGCGGCGCCCAACGCGAUCAAGGAGAUAAAAAUCGAGAACCUGAUGGGGAGAGUGGUGGCCAUCGACGCGUCCAUGUCUUUGUACCAAUUUAUAAUUGCCAUAAGGGACUCCGAGCAAUAUGGAAAUUUGACGAACGAGUCGGGGGAAACGACUUCGCACAUAUCCGGGCUCAUGUCCAGAAGCAUCAAGCUGAUGGAAAAUGGGCUGAAGCCGAUUUACGUGUUUGACGGGGCCCCCCCUGAGCUCAAAGGGUCCGAGCUAGAAAAAAGAGGAGAGAAAAGACAAAAGGCAGAAGAAUUAUUAAAGAAAGCAAAAGAGGAAGGAAAUUUAGAAGAAAUCAAAAAACAAAGUGGAAGGACAGUAAGAGUUACGCGCAAGCAAAAUGAAGAAGCAAAAAAGUUAUUAACGCUGAUGGGAAUCCCAGUUGUGGAAGCCCCAUGCGAAGCAGAAUCUCAGUGUGCAUUCUUAACCAAGUAUAAUUUGGCGCACGCAACCGCUACGGAAGAUGCAGACGCGUUGGUAUUCGGAACGAAAAUCCUCAUUCGAAAUUUAAAUGCCAAUGCAUCAUCAGCCAAUCAAAAUAAAAAUAAAAACUCCAGCAAAAGAGGAUACAUAUUAACAGAAAUUAACCUCGAGCAAGUACUAAAGGGAUUAAACCUAAGCAUGAACGAAUUUAUAGACUUUUGCAUUUUAUGUGGCUGUGAUUAUUGUGAUACUAUUAAAGGGAUCGGGUCCAAGACGGCCUACAAUUUAAUAAAGGAAUAUAAUAGCAUUGAAAAAAUUAUAGAAAAUAUAGACAAGAAUAAGUACCAAGUACCUUCUAACUUCCGGUUUGUGGAAGCUAGGGAUUCUUUUAUUAACCCUAAAGUUUUGCCCAAAGAAGAAGUUAAAAUUGACUGGUGUGAACCCAAAAUUGAAGAGCUCAAAAACUUCCUAAUAAAGGACUACAAUUUUAACGAAGUUAGGGUUACCAAUUAUAUCAACAGAUUGCUGAAGGCCAGGAAAGUCACCACGCAGAGACGCCUGGACAACUUCUUCACCGCAUGCACCAAGAAGAGCACCAAACUUGUUAUCGAGGAGAGCCAGAGUCAAAGUAAAACUCAGAAGGAGGCGAAAUCGAAGCGGAAGGGGAAGAAGAGGGAUGCCCCGAAUGACGGCGCUGCGAAGCUUAACUCCAAGCAGAGCAAAAAGACGAAGGUGGAAAAGGAACCCAAGAGGGAGAAGAAGGAUGAGGAGGCACCCAAUGGGGAGGCACACAAUGGGGAUAAUAACGAGGAUGAAGAAACCCCCGGCAUGGGCGCGCGAGACCCAUUCGACACAGACGAUGAGGAGGACAACCCCAGCCCCAACUUCUUCCACCAAAAAUCCGACUCCGAAUCAGGUAAUGUAAAAAAGGAAAAAACGGAGCAGGAGGGGAACGCCACCACAGCGGGUGAUGUGUAUAACUACCCCAAUGGGAAAGACACAGCAGGCAGUAACACUCACCUAAGUAGCAACAGCACCCUGCAUAGUUGCAACAAUGUGGGCAGUGAGAAGGCACCCAACGAGGGUAUGCACACUGUAGGUAGUAGCGCCCCCGAGGCAGGCACCAACCAUGUAGGCAUCAACCAUGUAGGCACCAACCAUGUAGGCAUCAACCAUGUAGGCACCAACCAUGUAGGCACCAACCAUGUAGGCAGCGGUGAUUUAUUCCCCCCCAACGUCGCCGAUUGUGCGAAUAACAACGCUGAUAAAGCACAGCCCGAAAUGAAAAAAAAAAACAUGUUAUUUUUGUUGCCCUACUGCCCGAAGAAUGUUACUAAUGUGAAGAAGAGGAAGUCCGUGCAGCGCUGUUAG